Molecule: messenger RNA, 2837 nt
Organism: Peromyscus maniculatus bairdii (prairie deer mouse)
Lineage: Eukaryota; Metazoa; Chordata; Mammalia; Rodentia; Cricetidae
Product: stearoyl-CoA desaturase 2-like
Biological process (GO): unsaturated fatty acid biosynthetic process; monounsaturated fatty acid biosynthetic process; response to fatty acid
Cellular component (GO): endoplasmic reticulum membrane
Molecular function (GO): stearoyl-CoA 9-desaturase activity; iron ion binding; palmitoyl-CoA 9-desaturase activity
Source: RefSeq, a predicted model, not a curated record
CUCUGAUCUCCAGCUCCUACAUGACCACCACGACCACUACCACCACCAUCACAAAGCCUCUUUCUGGGGGGCUAGAGAAUGAGGGGGAGAAAUUAGAAAAGAUUUUCCAACAAUGGGGAGAAGACAUCCGUCCUGAAAUGAAAGAAGACAUACAUGACCCCAGCUACCAGGAUGAGGAGGGGCCCCCGCCCAAGCUGGAGUAUGUCUGGAGAAACAUCAUCCUCAUGGCCCUGCUGCACUUGGGGGCCCUGUAUGGGAUCACACUGGUUCCCUCCUGCAAGGUCUACACCUGGAUCUUCGUGUAUGUAUCAUAUAUAGUUACUGGCCUGAGCAUCACAGCCGGGGCGCAUCGCCUGUGGAGCCACCGAACCUAUAAAGCACGACUGCCCCUGAGGCUCUUCCUCAUCAUAGCCAACACCAUGGCUUUCCAGAAUGAUGUGUAUGAAUGGGCCCGAGAUCACCGCGCCCACCACAAGUUCACAGAAACACACGCCGACCCUCACGAUUCCCGGCGUGGCUUUUUCUUCUCUCACGUGGGCUGGCUGCUUGUGCGCAAACACCCGGCUGUCAAAGAGAAAGGUGGAAAACUGGACAUGUCUGACCUCAAAGCUGAGAAGCUGGUCAUGUUCCAGAGGAGGUACUACAAGCCCGGCCUCCUGCUCAUGUGCUUCAUCCUGCCCACACUGGUGCCCUGGUAUUUCUGGGGAGAGACUUUUCAACACAGCUUUUAUGUUGCCGCUUUACUGAGAUAUGCCUUGGUGCUCAACGGCACCUGGCUGGUGAACAGUGCCGCCCACCUCUAUGGAUAUCGCCCUUAUGACAGGAACAUUGGAGCCCGACAAAAUAUGCUAACUUCAAUGGGAGCCCUGGGCGAGGGCUUCCACAACUACCACCACACCUUCCCCUACGACUACUCUGCCAGUGAGUACCGCUGGCACAUCAACUUCACCACGUUCUUCAUCGACUGCAUGGCUGCCCUGGGCCUGGCUUAUGACCGGAAGAAAGUGUCCAAGGCCGCUGUCUUGGCCAGGAUCAAAAGAACUGGAGAUGGGAGCCACAAGAGUGGCUGAGUUCCUGUUCCAAAUGUCACUUGGGCAGAAGGUUAAUGUUCUGCUGAUGACUAUAGAGAAUGCUACAAGAAUGCUAAAGAUGACCUUAACCCACCAGGCAGUGGUGGCACACGCCUGUAAUCCCAGCACUCAGGAGGCAGAGGCAGGCGGAUCUCUGUGAGUUCAAGGCUAGCCUGGUCUACAGAGCUAGUUGCAAGACAGCCAGAACUACACAGAGAAACCCUGACUUGAAAAACAAACACAACAACAAAAAGAUGACUUUUACCUACUCCUGUACAGCACUUUUUUCCCGAGAGAGGGCUUCUCUGGGUAGCCCUGGCUAUCUGGAACACACUCUGUAGACCAGGCUGGCCUUGAACUCAGAGAUCACCUGCCUCUGCCUCCCAAGUGCUGGGACUAACAGUGUGCACCACACCACCACAGCCCUGCUGUGUACAGCACUCUUAUAAAAUGCUCAGGUAUCAAAAGGCAAUACCUCUCCUUUAUGAUGCUAAGCUGAUACACUUGCCUUUUCAUCCUAUCCUUUCUCCAUAUCUCCCUCAUCUCUUACACAAGUGGUGUUACUCAUCAGUUCUUUCUUGUCUAGCAUUCUUUGCAUAGUCCAGUAGUCAAGUGUGCCUCAGAAAGCUUUCACUGAAGCGCCCUGUACUUCAUGGUAGGUGGCUUAAUUUGGAGAUGCGAUGAAGUCUGAGUAGGACAUCUUAAUUGUCAAGAAUCUAUGGUCUGCUAGAUAAGAGAGGACAAGAACUUUACUUGACAGAGUGUGCAAAGCACGCACAUUGUAAUGGGAAAGGGUUACCAUGCCAGGUAUGAUUCUUAAGCAGGAUUGGUGUUAUGUGAAAUGAGUUAUAAGGAAGUCUUUCUGUGAUCAGACUCAGCUGCUUUUCAAGCAGCGAUGGAACGCCCCUCCCAACACACACACAGCAUCCUUCCUUUCUGUCCUGAGCCCCAGAGCUUGGCAAUGUCAAAACACAGCCGUAAAUCCAACAUCUAAAUAUUAUUUAGAGUAAGGAUCUAAAACAAGCAUUUAUGGAGUAAGUGCAGCUGGGAUGGAGUUGGCUUUUCUGUUAUAACAGGAUCUCUUGUUUCAUAGAACAAGAGGUAUUCAGGUAGGCUGUGUCCAGAAUGGGUGAGUAAGACAUUCUUAGAGUUUUGAGCAGUCCCUGAGACGCUGCUCACCCAACUUCCUUCAUUGCUCUGCUCUGUCAUCUUUAGGUGGCUAGACUGCUUCUAAUGCUUGUAAGAUGGCUGUGGAUUUAUAAACUCCCUAAGCAAGAAAGGAGCAGGAAGAGAGUUGGGCUGACCAGGACAAGUGGUGACCUAAUUAUCUGAUUGUGAUUCUGAGUUUCUGUCUUUGAAAGACGUUCAUAAGGAGACAGGAGUAGACAGCAGAGGGAAUAUCUGCUCACCUGUUCCUCCCAUUCCAAGGCAGUGAUGGAGAGGUUGAGGGACAGUGUUGGUAGUUUCUCAGAAGUAACUUCCUGGAAGAAGGCUCUACAAGAUACCCAGGGGAUUGUCAGCUUCCUGAGUAGGGACUCUGUUCAACUGAAACAGUCUCAACGCCAGGUCCCUUUAUUAAUCCAAAUUGCUCUUGGAUUGAUCAAAUCGAGGCCUCUGCCUGCAGUGUUAUGCCUCUUCCCCCAUAGUCCUUGCUCUGAACCAUCCCGCCCUGCAGGACUGUCCUGGGGGCAGGGUAGGAACCUCUGACGCAGUCACUCUGCCUUCCUGGCUCUACCUUUCUGUUCUCCUGCUGGUCUGGUCUGUUCC